AAACAUUUGUUUGGCGGGAAAAGUACGAAGAAGGAAGUUUUCGACAAGAUAGCGGAGCAAUUCACCGCCACUUCUGGACAACUGGUUACUGGGGAACAGUGUAUAACGAAGUGGUCUAAACUAUUAACAAAGCAAAAAGAAGUUGAGGACCACAACAAUAAAAGUGGAAAGGAUAGGAAAAGUUGGAAAUUUUACAAUGAGCUUUCUCAAUGUCUUGCCAAAGACGUUUAACCUAUGUACACGGUGGAAAGCUCGUCAAAUCCAUUAGACUGUGACGGUCAGAAACCAUCAGACAACGAUGAAUCUUCCUCAGAGUCUGUAGUUGAAGGUCCGCAAUCCAGUGAUUCUGCCGGAAAAAGAACGGCAAGUGCUAAGAAAAGAUGCCAAAAGAAGCCAAGGAGCCGAUCCUCGGCGGCGGAAAUGCUAGAAUUUCUAAAGACUUACAGUGAGAAGAGAGAGAAGGCAGAGGAAGAAAAGCUGAGGAGUUUAAAAGAAAUGAAUGACCAAAAAACAGCUUUUUUUGACCGCUUUUUUCAAUUUAUGGAAAAAAGUAAAAAUAACUAG
Molecule: messenger RNA, 564 nt
Organism: Porites lobata
Lineage: Eukaryota; Metazoa; Cnidaria; Anthozoa; Scleractinia; Poritidae
Source: the annotation of a GenBank genome assembly